Sceloporus undulatus (fence lizard) is the source of this 2418-nucleotide messenger RNA. It is a transcript of the gene SHC4, whose product is annotated as SHC adaptor protein 4. Gene Ontology annotation, biological process: cell surface receptor protein tyrosine kinase signaling pathway; intracellular signal transduction. Lineage: Eukaryota; Metazoa; Chordata; Lepidosauria; Squamata; Phrynosomatidae. Gene Ontology annotation, cellular component: plasma membrane. The coding region runs from base 916 to 2397 and encodes 493 amino acids. The record is from RefSeq and is a predicted model, not a curated record. The transcript is spliced from 11 exons. Gene Ontology annotation, molecular function: receptor tyrosine kinase binding.
UUCAUUCAGAAAACCUCAUUCAUAAAAACUGUAACGUUCUCUCUCUCUCAUCUUUCAUAGAAAUAAGCUACCAUGACCUGGAGACUGAGGAAAAGCUACAGAUGAUUCAAAAGGAUGCCAGGGAUGUUUCAUGAGCAUGAUUCCAUUCAUAGAUGAUGGUUCGGAAGAUCUGAAGUCCGAUUGCGCUGGAUCGUAAAUCUAUGAGGAGUAUUUUUGGGGAUAUUACAGUGCUAAGGGAUCCUUUUUUCCAGAACUAACCAGGUUUUUAUUGACAGUAACUUGAGCUUUAUCUACAGAAUUAAUUAACAUUGGAUUUUGCUACCUACAUUGGUAUGAGUAAAUAAUUUUUUAAAUUGCAAAUUAAUGAUAUUUUUCCUCAAGAUUAAAAGAACAAGGCUAGGUUUUUUGGGGGGGGAGAGAAAAUCUUUUUUCAUUGUUGCUGAACCAAGAAAGGUAGAGAUUUUAAAUUAUUUUUUAAUGUCAUGGUACAAAGUAGUUAAUCAGUUUAUUUUUUAACUCCAGUCAGGGCUUUGCUGUUAAUGAUAUCAGAAUAUGGCUGUGUGUUUUCAUAGCCGAGGGCAAUUUAGAGCUUCCUUCCUUCCUUGCUUGCAAAUGUUGUGAUAGAGAACAGCUUUUCAAAUCAAACAGUUGUAGCUCUCUUUGGUUUACCUGCAUCUGGGCUUCAUUUAGAUUUAAUUCCAAAUAGGCAGAUGUCAGAACAUAAUGAAACUGCGUUUGUUAAGAGGAGGAAGCCGCUUGAGAAACCAUCAAAAAGAUCAUCGCUGAAUAGAUCUGCUCUCUUCUUCCUUUUCAAAAUCGUUCUGGUUUGUUUAAUUCCAUAUUAUUUUCUUUUAUUCAUAAGAAGGAAGCUGAUUUAGGGGGGAAAGGAGAUCUGGGGAGAGAACUUUGAAGGCUAUGAGAGAACGCAUUCCACAAAGCAUCAGUGGCCACAUACUGCAUGUAGGACUCUCAAGAGACCCAGGAAUGCUUCACAGGGCUAAAUACAGUCGUUUUAGAAAUGAGUCCGUGACACCAUUGGAGGAAAAUGUGCAGAGCGGUCUUCUACAUCUUAAAGCCUCUUCAUCGUCUCGAUCCUCGGCAGCUAAUAUACCCAUCGAAGAUGUUGCCAUAGGCACCCCAAACAGUUCCUUGACUGUGGGAACCUUGAUACCUCGCAUGGGCAACAUUAAGCUGGCCAACCCUUCCACCCUCCCAAGCUUCAAGAACUUCUGCCUACGGACUAAAGAGGUGCCGAGAAUUAAGCUCACAGAAUGCACAACUGUCCCAACAAGCCCAACCAUGCCAGAAAUCAGCUUAACCACCUGCCUACCUACUUCAUAUUCUUGGGGAGACGUGGAGAAGACACCAAAGGCAAACCUGAACUUCCAAGAGGACAGUCUCUUGCUGGGCUCUGAAGACUCUGGGAUUUUAUCUAAACCAGACAAAGAUUUUGGACAGGAGGGUGAAUCAAGUUUGGCGGCUGGGAUAUCAUACACUGUUCGAUAUAUGGGCUGCAUUGAAGUGUUGCAGUCAAUGAGGUCUCUCGAUUUUGGCACUCGGACACAAGUUACCAGGGAAGCAAUAAGUCGGCUAUGUGAAGCUGUUCCAGGCACACACGGAGCCACAAAAAAGAGAAAGCCUCCAGCUAAAUUUCUGUCUCCUGUGCUUGGUAAAAGUAAUCUUCAGUUUUCUGGCACGAAUAUAAAACUAACUAUUUCGACAACUAGUCUUACUCUACAGAAUGUUGAGACACAACAGAUUAUUGCCAAUCAUCACAUGCAGUCCAUUUCAUUUGCCUCUGGAGGUGACCCUGAUACAACAGACUAUGUUGCCUACGUCGCAAAAGAUCCUGUUAAUCAAAGAGCAUGCCAUAUAUUGGAAUGUCCGCGUGGAGUAGCCCAGGAAGUCAUAAAUACCAUUGGGAAAGCUUUUGAGCUCCGGUUCAAACAAUACUUGAAGAAUCCUUCUGCUGUGAUCACUUCCAAUGAAAGAUCCAUCCAUGCUUUGGCCUCAAAAACUUUUCUCUCUCUGCCAUCUUCUCGAACUGUUAGAGAAGUUGUGAAUCUUGGUGGGUCCACAUGGAAUAUUCAGGAUAAGGAGGAUCAUGACUACUACAAUGAAAUCCCAGGGAAAGAGACUCCUGCAGGUGGAUUAUUAGAUGCCAGACUGAAGAUACCCAGAGAAGAAAAGGCUCACUGCCUCUUGCACUAUGAACAGCAAUACUCUCUAAACGAGAGCCCCAAAUCCACGAAUAUUUAUGAAAACUGUCCAGAGGACUGCAAGUCAACAGAAUCAUUGGAUGCUGUGGAGCAGAACCCUUCCAACACAGCAGGUCUUGGGUGUAUCACAUCUUGGACACAACAGCUGCGGGACGAAGAAUGCUACCAGGAAAGUUAACUAGAAAAGCAGCAGAGAGCC